UUCCGGCUUCCGGCCUGGCAGGGAGAAGAGUGUGCAUUAUAGAGGGGUGAAUGGGGAGUGGAGGGAGCCGGUGAGCCCUGUAUGAGCUCGGUGUUGGGAAGGGGCUCUGACAUGCUCAUCCUUGGAGCCGUACAUAUUGUAGUGUGAGGUGCAGCUUCCAUCACACGCUCUGCACACUGUAUAUCCGAAUCAUCACCUCAGACUAGAGGGCUUCCAGCGACCUCCUCAGGGACCUCCAGGAGAGACACAGCCAGGAUGUACGCACCAUUGUGGUGUCUCUGCAUAGUUGUUGUAUCAGCCAUUGCUGACAACCCGGUUGUGAAUGAUUGUAUCCUGACCGGUGGAGACAAGAAGUCCGCAGCAGAACAAGCUCUCCUCCAAAGACUGGCUCCGCUGAAGAAUAAGAUUUUUUAUGCCAGCGAUGAUGAAGAUGGUGAUACCUACAAAUAUACAUUUGUAAUCUGUGGCCAAGUCAAUACCAGCACAAGCUUGUAUGCAGGACUGGUGCAAUCCAAAGCGGGCUCCCCGGACACUGUGAUUGGUCGCUACAAUGACACCCACCUCAUCAAUGGAACGGAUUGGAUCAUGCUUUUCUACAAAUCUGGAGACAAGUACGACAAUCACUGUGGUAAAGAAUCAAGGCAGGCCAUGGUCAUGAUAUCCUGCAACAAGAACACCCCAGGGGAUGCCUUUACGAUAAUUAGCGAGGAAAGAAACAAAACAAGCAAUUGUUUCUAUCUGUUUGAGAUGGACAGUAGUGUUGCCUGUCCAGCAGAGGAAUCUCAUCUCAGUGUGGGCUCCAUUCUUCUCAUUGUAUUUGCGGUCCUAAUUGCGGUUUAUAUCAUCGGUGGAUUCCUUUAUAAGCGCUUUGUCGUUGGAGCUAAAGGGAUAGAGCAGUUCCCCAAUAUCACUUUUUGGCAAGAGUUUGGCAACCUGGUAGCGGAUGGCUGUGACUUUGUGUGCCGAUCUCGGCCCCGGUCUUCGGAAACUGCCUACCGUGGAGUGGGAGAUGAUCAGCUUGGGGAAGAGCCAGAAGAGAGAGAUGACCACUUACUACCUAUGUGAAAUCCAGUUCCCUACGACAUCCCCUGAUGUGUUACAAAUGGAAGAAACUACACUUUCUACCACAUUUCUUACCUGCUGCUUAGAACCUCCUUUUUGUUUCUUAAAGCUUCUCCGCUGCCAUGUGGGCAUUGGUUCCCACAGCCCUUACGUGGUGAAAAUGCUGCCACAAUAUUGUCCUGGGAAGAGACUUGAAAUGGCUUGUGUCUGAGAGUAUAGCCAAGGUGGCUAGCGCUCCUGAGAAUCCUGGUUCUUACUUUCUGAUUUAAAGUAAGGAGCAUUGUCUGCUCCUGGUACUGCUGCGGUGUUGGCCUUAAAACCAAAAACAGACAUACUCAGGUUAAGUCAUAGGAUGGGAAAGAUGUUUAGAAAGAUCCUGACUGGAUCAUACCUAUGGGCCAGGAUUGGAUAGAUUGUGUUUGGCUAGUUAUGACCCACAUUAUUUCUGAAUUAUGGUAAUACUUACUGAACUGCCAAUAAUACUGUAGGCCCCACCUUUUGCUUUUUGUUCUAAAAACAAACAAGGUCCUUAUCUGACAUUCAAUUUUA
Messenger RNA from Rana temporaria (common frog), 1611 nucleotides. It is a transcript of the gene M6PR, whose product is annotated as mannose-6-phosphate receptor, cation dependent. Lineage: Eukaryota; Metazoa; Chordata; Amphibia; Anura; Ranidae. The record is from RefSeq and is a predicted model, not a curated record. Gene Ontology annotation, cellular component: trans-Golgi network; Golgi apparatus; endosome. Bases 256 to 1065 code for a protein of 269 amino acids. Gene Ontology annotation, biological process: protein targeting to lysosome. Gene Ontology annotation, molecular function: protein domain specific binding. The transcript has 7 exons.